Messenger RNA from Bursaphelenchus xylophilus (pine wood nematode), 2789 nucleotides. Lineage: Eukaryota; Metazoa; Nematoda; Chromadorea; Rhabditida; Aphelenchoididae. The record is from the annotation of a GenBank genome assembly.
AUGAAGAUAAGAUUCUCAGUGAUCAACAACUUGAACGAAUGGGAUAUAACUUUGUUCAAUAAUCGCGGUGCAAAGUGCAAUGGCUCCGAGGAGCUGCAAGGCGCUGAGGUCUCGUUGAAUAUCAGAGAACACCGGGUUCAUUCAAUGUAUCCCUGGCACAGUGAGAGCUAUGGGUUUGGAUGGGGAAGAUAUGGGUAUCCGUUCAGAGAUUAUCAAUAUUUCCCGUUGAGGACGAAACGCGGGGAAGAAGUGCAGGGAGAAAUUGCGGUUACGAGUUAUGGGUUUGAAUACCGGGUCAAUGGCCAGCGAGUUCAUGGAAUAAGGCAAGUUUUUCAAAUGUAAAGAUCCGCUUUCUCAUUGGCGAUGCGAUUUCCGAUGCGACAGAAUGUUUACGAUUUUCCGGACAGAUUAACAACUGCAUGAUAAUGACCUUAUCUUUUUUAUUUUCAGAUUCCACUACCCAAACCUCCUAACUGAUUGUGUUGCGUUCGAAACCAAUGUCACAAUGACUUCUUAUUGGAUAGAAGGCAAUGACGACUGCGAAUUCAGAAGCAAUGACAAGCCGGAUGAAAGGAUAUACCCUCGUAAAACGUCAACGAUUCCGCCACGAAGCUCGACGCAGCGAAUAAAGCCACCAGUUCAAUUUAGCACUGCUCAAUCGGUCCGACCAAUUGCAACAAAAUCCCAUUCAUCAAAUAAAAGGCCGUCCACAGUAACAACGAUACCAGUUAUUAUAGGAAAACGUGCAGCAAGGUCUAGAAAGACCUAUCCCUGUCCGUCUGGUAUCAAAAUGAUCGAAGGACGCCGAUUGCCACGGAAUUGUGAGGCUGGCAAAAAGAGAUCAGCUAUAGAAUGCGCUGAUGGAAGUCAUAUAGAGACUGGCGAAGUGAUUCCCGUUGGCUGCUUCGGAAUAUACGGACAAUAAUGAAGCUCAUUUAUGAAAUCGGCGUCAGUUUUUGAUGACCUGUCCGUUUAUUAUCAUCUAGGAACGAAUAAAAAAAGUAUGAAAAUUAUUUUCCGAGUAAAUUAGGCAAACUCAUAGGGGAAGUAUUCUAUUGUACACUGCAAAUGCGACGCUCAUGGUUACAUCAUUUUCCGUUUGCCCAAUAAUCAUUGUUUCACAGAGCAGCCUAUGCUAAUCGCCACCAGCGGAACAGAUAUAACAUUAUAAAGCCAUUAUCAAUUAAUUCGAAAACUCCCUUCUCAAUUGCAUGAGCACAAAGGAUCUAUACAGUAUUCGAAUUCAUAGCCAUGCAGUUUACAAUGCUUUUCCUCCUGCUAUUAUUUGCCAAAUGCAAUGCCGAUAAUUGGUACAUGCCGGUGUGCGACCGGCUUCAGCCUGGGAUGGAAGUCCAUUUUAUGGUUCACCCAGUCGGCAACGAAUUUAUCCUGCAAUUCCAAACAGACAGCGUCCAAAUGUGCAACGCCAGCUUGGACACUUCGGUCGGCUACCGGUCAUUCCAUGUCAAUCACUAUCAGAUCCAUCCGGUCUAUCCGUUUUAUAAUCAUAUGUAUGCGUUGGCGGCUGCGAAGCCUGGGCAAUGGUGGGAUUUUAUAAAUUGGAUCCCAAUGGCGUUGCAGAAAGGGCAACCGUUUCAUGCGCAGAUCAACGUGAAGCCUGGAGGGUAUGACUAUCUGGUUGAUCGUCAGUACGUUGGAUCUGUUUUGUAAGUCUGGUGUUAUUUGAGAGGUGUAAGUAAAAACAUGAAACAUUUUGAAGCUGCAGCGACAGCGAGAGCGCUAAAGAAGGUAAAGCCGUCACUUUCAGAACGCCAUAUGCGGCAAUGAAAGUGGACUGCGUAUUGGCAACGGGAGAGGGAAGUAUUCCCAAUAUGUGGAUUCAAGGCCAACCCGACUGUCAAUAUCGCAACAACGAUUCUCCGGACCCAAUUUACUAUUCGACGACCACUCCGUCGACAACGCCAAGUUCAACUGCAUCAACAACGUCCGGGUCGACCUAUCCAACUUGGCCGACUUUUUCCACCUCCACCCCAUCUACUUGGCCAACAAGUUCGACUACGACUCCUUAUCCUUUCUCGUACCCUCCAUACUACCCACCGGGCUACCCGUAUCCCUAUUUUCCUCCGCCAGGAUGGCCUGAAUGCAUCCCGCCUUAUUGCUAUCCGAACGCCACCUUCCCUUGUCAUUGGGCUUGCUAUACCGGCGGACCUUAUUACUGUCCCGUUCAAUGCUAUGUGGUUCCAAAUUAUGGCUAUCAGCCGCCUCCACAGAAUCCUCCAUGCGGAGUAGUGGGACUCCCGGAAUGCCAGCCUUAUUACGGGCCUUAUCCUUACCUUCCGCCACCUGCCAAUUAUACACCUCCAACGGUUCCACCAAAUCCGUACAUUUGGCCGUGGAUUCCGCAAUAUGGCUGGCCACCAACGAGUUAUACGCUGCCGCCCGGCUGGCCUUAUAAUCCUUAUUGGCCUCCGUACUAUUCGUAUCCUUACACGACAAUAAUGCCGCCAAGUACGACUGCUAGUUGGGCACCUCCUCCAACAUGGCCAACCGCUUCCACUUUGUCAACAAGCCCAACCACAACCCCAGCCUGGCCUCCAACAACCCCCGAUUCGCUUUCUACUUCGUUAACACCGCCAACGAGUUCAGUACCAGCAGGAGGUCCCGUAAUCGUCCAAUGCGAGUUUAACCCGGCUAUCAAGAUUACCGAGGGCCAACCGUACCCCGGUUGUCCAGAUCAAAAUGGUGUCACAAGGGCAUUGGCAUGCAUCGGCCCCAAUAAGGGCACAAUCCAGCCGGGGCAAAUCGUACCCACUGGAUGCCUUGCUUGA